Cryptomeria japonica (Japanese cedar) is the source of this 1085-nucleotide messenger RNA. RefSeq lists its product as uncharacterized. The coding region runs from base 68 to 961 and encodes 297 amino acids. Gene Ontology annotation, molecular function: ferric iron binding; ferrous iron binding; acid phosphatase activity. The record is from RefSeq and is a predicted model, not a curated record. NCBI's taxonomy places the organism in Eukaryota, Viridiplantae, Streptophyta, Pinopsida, Cupressales, Cupressaceae. The transcript is spliced from 10 exons.
UGAAAAAAAUAAAAAUAAAAAACAAACUAUCCAUGAAGUAGACAUUCUAAAUCAAUUAUUUGAGAAGAUGGCAAAAUCUUGGCGUGUAACAGUCCUCACUCAGGCAGCUCUCUGUCUCUCUGUUUUUAUGCUGAUGAUUGCGUUUAAGUUUUUGAGACCUGCAACGACACACAGUAAUUUGGAUUUGUAUUUUAUCAGUGUGGGAGAUGCAGAAAGGCCAUUGUUAGAAAGAAGAGCCCUUGCUAAACAGAUAAAGGCAACUGCAUUGGAGUAUGAUGUUCAGUUUGUUGUAAGCAUCAGUGAUGCUGAUACCAAUCAUGGAUUGUUGGAGAGUGUGCACGAGGCAUUUCAUUCAUAUCCACCUUUGCAAGUACCCUGGCACUCUAUUGUUGGAGCUCAUCAUCAGGAGGACAAGAUUAGAUACUUUCGGAAGCAGAUUCCAAUUCCACUUCAUCAUACUAUGGAUAUUAUCGGCAUUGACACCAUUGAGUUGCAGGAUUUUUGUAAAAAUAGCUCAUUGGAGAAGAGAGGUCAGGAUCAAGUGACGUGGCUCAUGAAAACUUUAGCGGACACCACUUCAGACUGGCGCAUAGUCAUUGGAUGGCAUCCUUUGAAUAAGUGUCAAGUUGAAAGAUUUGUGAGAGAUCCUAAGCAACAGCUUCAUAACAUGCUCUUACCCAUGUUUAUGAAAUAUGGAGUGCAUGUUUAUUUGCACGGUCAAGAACAAUUCAGUCUACAUAUGAAAGACAAAGGUAUUGCUUGCAUUGGAAAUCCAAUUCAUAAUCUUGUGAAUGACAACCAUGUUCUUCAAAAUGGAACAUAUUCCUGGGCCAAGAAUGCACCUAGUGGAUUCAUUCUUUACCGAGUAUGCGCACUGGAAAUGGAAAUGUAUUUCAUAGAUUGGAAGGGGACUAUAUUACAUAGAGCAACAGUGCACCAGAAUGGAAGAGCAGUCUUGUAGGAUUCCAGAAAACAUUUCAUGUACAAAUUCAGCCAUGUAUUUACUGGUUGCAACCCGAUUGCUAUAGUGAUGAGGUUGUAAUUUUACCAAAUGCUAACUAUUUAAUUAUUAAUAUUUUUCUGCC